Molecule: messenger RNA, 5385 nt
Organism: Penicillium alfredii
Lineage: Eukaryota; Fungi; Ascomycota; Eurotiomycetes; Eurotiales; Aspergillaceae
Gene: sec16
Product: COPII coat assembly protein SEC16
Exons: 3
Coding region: 1-5385 (1794 amino acids)
Biological process (GO): autophagy; COPII vesicle coat assembly; Golgi organization
Cellular component (GO): endoplasmic reticulum exit site; ER to Golgi transport vesicle membrane
Source: RefSeq, a predicted model, not a curated record
AUGGCAUCGGAAGCGACAGCCGCCGGUGCAGAUUCAUGGAAUCCAGCGUUGAAACCCGAAGACAAUAAAGAAGCAGUUGCGAUUACCUCACCCGAGGGUGGUUUGUCGGAUUUGAUGGCGGCGGAUGACUCUCCGGAAAAGCAUGCUUUUGUUCCGACAGCACCACAAAGUGAUGACUUGGCCGUGAAUAUGUCGCACGAUACUUCCGCAGACCAAGCGCACGACGCGAAUUUGAACUUGCGAGAGAACGGCCCGCCGCCCGCCGAGGACUCGGCUACCCACCAGGAUACUGUUCCAAACAAUAAUCAGAUGGAUGAAGCGGACUCGCAAAAUAUCGACGCCUUGCAACCCGUUGAAUCUGACGAGAUCAACGCGGUACCGCCUCACCCAGAAGCUCAACCGGCGCCAAUCCAGCCGCUUCCGACAUCGCAAGCUCCCCCGGUCGAGGCCGAAAAUCAAGGUCGCAAUGAGCCAACCUUCGUUGAAACCCCAGCCCAAAAUAAUCACGCCGACCUCGUACCAACGAAAAUGGAGGCAAACACGGAUGGACCGGGAUUUUGGGACAAUGAAACGGGCGGGGACGUGGAUUCGGAUGCCGAUGAUUUCUUCAAUCAACUCAAGACCCAGACGAAGCCUAUAUUUGCGCCACCAGAGGCAGAUUCUCGGUUUGAGGAAGGGCUACCAUUGUUGGAUGAGUCUGCUCCAGGGUCACCGGAGCCGGAAGCGCAAGAUGAGAAAGUCAUCGAUACUGUCUUCGCCGACGAUGAAGACGAGGCGGACGGUUUCUUCAGUUCGGUUGCUAAGCUAGAGCCCAAGGCGGAUCCUGGGCCAUCCGGUAUCACUCGUAAGAGCACAACUCAGGUGAUAGAAUCGGUUGGGUUCGACCUAGACUCGCCAGCCAGUGACAUCUCGGCGGCCGCCCAGUUUGAUGACGUCCUCAAGGCUGCGGCAUCUGAGUCCAACCCAAAGAACGACCCGUCAGAGGAAGAGCUCGCCGCCCGUUGGCAGGCAGAGCUGGAUGAUUCCCCCGAGGAUGAUCUUGCUGCGCGCUGGGAGGCUGCGCUGGAUGACGACGAUUUGCUGUUGGAGGAUGAUGCCGCCCAGCCGGUCCCCGAGCAACCUGUCCCCCAAAGCCCAGCUCUACCAGUGACCAAUGCGGGACCUCCGGCAUUAGACAGUCCAUUUGAAACGCCACAGAGUUAUGCUCGGCCUCGACCCGUCCCCGGUGUUUACGCUCCCCAUCAGCCAUCUACGGCAGAUUUGGUCCAAGGGGUACCUAUGUCUGGAGCUCCACCAACAAACCCGGCGAUUUCUUCGUAUUUCCCGCAACAGCCAUUAAACCCGGUGACCAAAAGAGCUGAGAGCUUUGCUGAUCGGUCGAAGGAGGGAUACAAAUCUCCUUAUGAUCUCCCGGAGGAUCUUUCCCGACCCCGGAGGCCUGUUGCUACCUACAAACCGGCCGCUCCUGUAGCAGCGGCAAACAUGCCUCCACCACCUCGAGACAGUAGCAUGAUGCCCCCUCCACCUGUCCCUGCCAUGUCGACCCCGGCAGUUGCGCCUCCUGCGCCUAUGGCUGCUCCUCCCGCAGCUGCAGCAGCUCCUCCGCCAGCUCCCAAGAACUUUUACGAGGAACUUCCUCUACCUCCACCAAAGUCUCGGCCUUCCAGCUCAGGCCGGUAUACCCCCCGGUUUGAAUGCGGCGACGACUGGGCCAUCGCCUCUUUCGCCUCCGAAGAGCCAUCUCUGCUACAACCCCCCGAAACCUUGGAUCCCUAUGCCUCUAGCCUAGCCUCGAGUGCCCCAGCGGGCCCCAGUGCUGCCUCAAGAUAUUCUCCAAAACCACCUGGCCUGCAACCAUCCACAAAGCCGCCUGCGUUGUCAAGAUAUUCGCCCGCACCACCUGGAGCAGCAUCGCGCAAUCGUUAUGUUUCUCAACCUUUGAGUGUCCCGGGCCAAAAUGCUUCCUUGCCGUUCCAGCCCCGCACUUCCAGCCCUCUCGCCUACCACGAGAAAGUCUCGUAUCAACCCGAGGAACCGAAGCAACCGCCAUCGUUGGAGCCUGCGGUUUCCUUUUCACCGCCGCGCGCACCAGAGUUGGCGACCGAGCAAGGAUCAUCUUAUGCUCAGCAACAACCCAGUGGACAAGCCAAUGUUCCCAGCCAAGAAAAUGCAGCCGCACCCAUUGAUCAACAUCAAAUUCCCCCUAAAAAUAGAUAUGCGCCUCCCGAGUAUAUCAACGAAUUCGCGAAGCGUGUUGUUCCGCCCACCCCUUAUGCCCCUGCUGCCCCAGCAUCGGCAGUGCAAACUUCUCCACCACCCAGUGAUCCCCAAAUGGCACCGUUACGCAGAUCCCAGACCCAAUCUCCUGGCCAGGAGAUGACGAGUCCCCGAUUAUCGGUUCCGAAUAUUGAUCCUCUGCAGCGUCCAGCCUCGGUGCAUGGCUCAGGAUCCCCGACCAAAACUGUGAAUCCGUACGCUCCUGCGCAAACUCCCUUGCGGAACCGUGCUGCUUCCCAGCAUCUUGAAUUCAUUGCACCAAAUGAUGGGCAAGAGGGUGAUCCGCUUGAGCGGUGGAAGGGCGCUCCAAUCUUCAAAUUCGGAUUCGGCGGGACAAUGUUCACUUGCUUCCCUAAACACAUUCCUCGAUACUCCGCAGGUCAAGUGGCGCCCCUGAUAAGGCCUAGCCCCGGAGAGAUCAAAACAUCUCAGCUGAGUGCAUGGCUACCGCCUGUCGACACCAUCGUUCAGCAUCCUGGACCUCUCAAAACCAAGUCCAAGAAGAAGGAUCUGCUUGCCUGGCUCUCAAGCAAGAUCGCCGCUUUUGAAAACGAAGGGCUUCCCGAUUACGACCAACUCCAGCUUGAUGCACAGAAGCGCCAUGAGGAAAGAAUUUUGCUCUGGAAGGUGACAAAGAUCCUGGUUGAAAACGACGGUGUUUUGGAAGGCUCACCCAAUAUCCAAAAAUCUCUCCGCCAGGCUAUCUUUCCCAAUCUUCCUAUCUCCGAGGCCGAUGGCCCGGUUGGAAAUUCUCUGGGAAUGUCUGGUGGUUUCAAGCCUUUGGAUUUGACGUCUCAACCCGACGCUGUGGAUUCGCGGUGGUCAGAAGAACUCCGGCAUAAUCUGCUUCUCGGUGACCGAGAAAAGGCAGUUUGGGGCGCAGUAGAUCGCCGUCUCUGGGGACACGCGAUGAUUAUUGCAUCCACCAUGGAUAAGUCGAUAUGGAAACAGGUCACUCAGGAAUUUGUCCGGCGCGAAGUCAGAUCUACAACUGGGAACGCUGCGUCUCUCGCGUCUCUCUACCAAAUCUUCGCUGGAAACAUCGAGGAAAGCGUUGACGAACUCGUACCCCCAUCUGCCCGAGCAGGCCUGCAAUUGGUCAGCAAAGCCGAUGGUCAGGGUGCUACUAGAAAUGCGCUUGAAGGAUUGGAUAGUUGGAGAGAUACUCUGGGCCUGGCUUUGAAUAACCGCAGCUCCGAGGACCAUCAAGCACUGUUGGCCCUGGGCCGUCUGCUAGCUUCUUAUGGCCGAACGGAGGCUGCUCAUAUUUGCUUCAUCUUCUCCCGAGCCGUCAUAUUUGGUGGUGCCGAUGACCCGCAGGCCAACAUUGUUCUUCUCGGCGCCGAUCAUCGGCUUUUCCCUUCCACGUUGCUGGACCAAGAUGCUAUUCUCUUGACGGAGGCUUUUGAAUUUGCUACCGCUGUUCUUGGCAACUCACCAAAUGCCAGCAUACCGCACCUUCUGGCUUUCAAGCUCCUCAAUGCAAGGUACCUUGCUGACCAGGGCCGCAAUUCAGAAGCACAAAGCUACUGCGAUGCGGUAGCAGUCGCCCUCAAAGCGACUACUCGACCGUCGCUGUACUACCAUCAGCAUUUGUUCAUGGAAGUGGAUGAGCUUUCUGCGCGCCUUCGCCAAACGACCAGUGACGAUGGGAGCUCGUGGAUAUCGAAACCUAGCAUGGAGAAGGUCUCGGGCUCCAUGUGGGCCAGGUUCAACAGUUUCGUCGCUGGCGAUGAUAGUGACGCAGCCUCGACAGGCUCUGGCAAGGCCGCAGAAGCAGCAGACUUUGGGCCUUUUGCCAACGUUGCUGGGACGCCAACUGUCAGCCGCUCACCAUCUAUGUCUGACAUCAAUGGUUCUUACUUUGGGGCUGGUGCGCAGCCAAUUCCAACGGGUGGCCCGUCACGGUACCUCCCUUCGAAUCAGUACGCACCAAGUGCAUCGCCCGAGCAGUUUCGCGGUCGGUCUUCGAUGGAUUCUCAGAGGUCCGCCUCGUUCGGUUUUCCAUUGGGGCAGCGCAGAAGUUCUCAGGAGCCCUCGCCUCUGGUGGAUUCCCACAUCUACCAGGGAGGGUCAUUGUCUGGUUCGCCAGGUAUUCCUGGGUAUCAAUCAACACCACCUCAAUCAUCUUAUGUACCUCUGGCUCCCGUGGAAGAGGAUUUGACUACCCAAUCACCAGACAAGGCAGCCCCGGUCAAUGGUCUUUUUUACCAACCGCCAGGUCAGGAUCCUGCUUCAGCCGGCCAGUCGCCGUACUAUCAGGGACCUCCUGGAAUGCCCCAAGCGAACCAUUCUGCGUAUUCGGCGCCAAGUGCAAGCAACCCAUACGAGCCGCCUGGUGUCGGCGCGGGUAUAACCCCCGACCCUCGGAAUUCUGAAGAACCUUUCGUGGACGAGCAGCCGAAGAAAAAGGCAUUCAUGGACGACGACGAUGAUGAUGACCUUGCUGCCCGUGCUGCAGCUAUUCAGAAAUCAGAGAAUGAUCGCAAAGCAGACGAUGCUUUCAAGAAGGCUGCUGAAGAAGAUGCCAAGAGAGCCGCCCAGCAACCUGCGAAGAAGGGGUGGUUUGGCGGAUGGUUCGGAGGUGGCAAGAAGGAGGCCGAUAACUCUGGCGGCCCCAUCAAAGCCAAGCUUGGUGAAGAGAGCUCAUUCUACUAUGAUCAGGGGUUAAAGAAAUGGGUCAACAAGAAGGACCCAGGCAGCAGCGCCCCUGUUCGCGCCACGCCCCCUCCUCCGCGAGUUUCUGCUCCUCCCAGCCGCGCUGCGAGCUACGGCAGCCUGCCUUCAGUUGGGGCUCCUCCAAUGCCCGUGGGCUCGGGCAGUCGGCCUCCAUCUUCAUCCAGUGCCGCGCAGUCCAUCUCUUCCAGCCCUGCGUUUUCUGGACUUGGUGCUCCACCGCCCAUUGGAAGCUUGCCUCGAUCGGUCUCCACUGGCGGAGCUGCUCCAACACCGCCUGGUAGCUCGGCAGGACCACCCCCAUCGCGGCCGUCAUCCUCUUUGACCCAUGCCAGCUCGAUUGAUGAUUUGCUGGGUGCUCCCCAAGCACGCAAGGGCAAUUCAGUCCGAGGCAAAAAGAAGGGUCGCUAUGUCGAUGUCAUGGCGCAGUGA